Labeo rohita (rohu) is the source of this 3779-nucleotide messenger RNA. RefSeq names its product thyrotropin-releasing hormone receptor a (gene trhra). Gene Ontology annotation, biological process: phospholipase C-activating G protein-coupled receptor signaling pathway. The coding region runs from base 410 to 1615 and encodes 401 amino acids. Lineage: Eukaryota; Metazoa; Chordata; Actinopteri; Cypriniformes; Cyprinidae. Gene Ontology annotation, cellular component: membrane. The record is from RefSeq and is a predicted model, not a curated record. Gene Ontology annotation, molecular function: thyrotropin-releasing hormone receptor activity. The transcript is spliced from 2 exons.
GCUUGGUGCUGCGGCAUUACGCACGGCACAACCUGCCCUUACUGACGCUCUCGGUCUCGUAUUAGGGUUACAAGGGUCUUCGAGAGACCAUAUCAGCCUGUUCAGCCCUGGGCGGUGCAACACCUCUGUCAGCUCUCUGCAGUUAUGCACGCCAGGGACAGGAUUUUUAUAUAUCACACAAAUUACCACGGACACAUUCUUGGCUUUGCACCAAACGCAAACGGUUUAAUUUUCAUCUGAGAUCUAAAGUCUGCAGUGAGCGGUGUUUUAUUCCACACGGACAUUGCACAGAUUUGAACUUUAAGGAAUUUUUCUUUCUCUGGAAUGUUGAAACAUGACCUUUUUGCGCGCGUCCUGGAGAGCUGAAAAGUGAUUUUUGCGCAAAGAAGAAAUCAAAACCAAUUGGAGUAUGGAGAACAGCACUUUAAUAAAAUUCAGCAACGGGACUGAUACGUGGACUGAUUAUAGUGUCGAAUACAAGGUGGCGAGCAUCUUAUUAGUGAUUCUUAUUUGUGGAGUUGGAAUUGUUGGCAAUGUUAUGGUCAUCCUUGUGGUCUUAACGACCAAGCACAUGCGUACCCCAACUAACUGCUACUUGGUGAGUCUGGCACUUGCGGACCUUAUGGUCCUGACUGCAGCCGGGCUGCCCAACAUCACCGAGAGUCUGUUUAGCGGCCAUUGGGUGUACGGAUACGCCGGGUGCCUCUCCAUCACUUAUUUACAGUACCUGGGCAUCAACGCGUCCUCCUGCUCCAUCACAGCCUUCACCAUUGAACGCUACAUCGCCAUCUGCCACCCGAUAAAAGCGCAGUUUAUGUGCACCCUCUCCAGAGCCAAAAAAAUAAUUGUUCUCGUUUGGGUUUUAACGUCCCUCUAUUGCGUUAUGUGGUUUUAUCUUUCCGACACGAAAGAGGUUGUUUUUGAGAACGCUGUCCUCGUGACAUGCGCCUACAAAGUGUCUAGAAACCUGUAUUUGCCCAUAUAUUUCACUGAUUUCGCCGUGUUUUACGUUAUCCCGCUUUUGCUGGCCACUGUUUUAUACGGAUUGAUCGCAAGAAUUCUUUUCCUCAACCCACUCCCGUCGGAUCCCAAGGAAAGUCGAAGAAAUUGGAAAAAGGAGUCGUCCGUACAUGGGAACUCCAGGAGUUCCUCCAGCAGCACAACUGCUGCUUCUCGGAGACAGGUGACAAAGAUGCUGGCGGUGGUAGUGAUCCUCUUCGCUGUGCUGUGGAUGCCCUAUCGAACGCUGGUGGUGGUCAACUCCUUCCUGAAGGAAGCCUAUCUGAACAACUGGUUCGUUCUGUUCUGCCGUCUCUGCAUCUACAUGAACAGCGCCAUCAACCCAAUCAUCUACAACGCCAUGUCUCAGAAGUUCCGUGCCGCUUUCCACAAACUAUGCCAUUGUGGGCCCCAGCGCUCCGAGAAGCCUCCCACGUAUAGCGUGGCCCUCACAUAUAGCGUCAUCAAGGAGACCUCCAAUGGUGAAAGCCCAGACCACUACACCACAGAGCUCGACGACAUCCGCGGGGCAGCCGAAGAGCUUUUGCCUGAGAGGAAGAGGUUGUCGUUUAAAGAGUCCUCGAUAGCUUGUAAAGACACAUUGGCUACUGCUUAGAUUCUUCUUAGAUUAGGUUGCUUAAUUUGCACUUUCAUAGUGCCUCUGAGUGGCCUGUUGGUGGGGCCUCAACAUGGAGACAGCAUUUUGACAAUCACAGACUUUCAUUUACAGAUUCAAAACAAUGCAGAUUUAUUCAUAACCUAGACUUUUAAAGUGGCUGAAGUCCAAAACAGGCCUGGCCCAGUCUUGUGAAGGUGAGGUAAUGCUCCAGAAGCAAUCAUGGGUGAGGACAGACAUACAAUUGGAUGGCUGAUUGAACAUGACUCUGUGAUGGUAUUGAUUUAGGGGUGACUGAGCGUGUGAACUAGGGCUGCAUGAUUAAUUGAAAUAAAACUGCAGUUGUGAUAUGGCUUAGUGGUAUUAUAAAAUCACAAAGGCUGCAGUUUAAUGAAAUAAAUACAGUUGAGGUCAAAAGUUUAUAUACACCUUGCAGAAUCUUCAAAAUGUUAAUUAUUUUAUCAAAAUAAGUGGGAUCAUACAAAAUGCAUGUUAUUUUUUAUUUACUACUGACCUGAAUAAGACAAAAUAAGUUAAAUUUACCCUGAUCUUCAAAUUCCAAAAGUUUUCACCCCUGGCUUAAUGAAUCUGAAGCAUCAGUGAGCAUUUAAAACUUCUGUAAUAGUUGCAAAUGAGUCCCUCAGUUGUCCUCAGUGUGAAAAGAUGGAUCUCAAAAUCAUUGGAAAGGGUUCAAAUUCACAAAAAAAUGCUAAAAAAACAAAAAAAUGUAUGGAACUUAAAGAAUUUUUCUGAAGAACAGCAGGCAGUUUUAACUGUUAUUAACAAGUAUCACUAAACAAACAAAAAAAACACAGCUAUGGAUCAUUCAGGUAACACAGUUUUAAGAAUCAAGUCAUUUUUAGAAAUUCAACUCUUAUUUUCAUUUGUGGACUAUAUGUAAACGUCUUUUAUCUCCUAUUGAAAAUUACCUACACAUUUGCUACUGGUGCAUCUAGAAUCGCCUGUGUGAAGCGCGGCACUGUGUUCUGUUACACGUCAGCAGCUCGUGACCGUGUUUUCAGUAUCUCAAAGCGGCUCUACAUUAACUCAUCUCUGCAUCUACUGAGUUGGGGUGGCUUACAUGCAUUACAUGCAUUCCCUAACUGUAACGAGAAGCACUUAUAAACCAGUUGUAUAGAGAGAGAAAAAGCGAAUGUUUAAUGGCUAUAUUUGGCUUCGUCCCUCUGCCAAAAUAAAUCUCAAUUUUUAUCCAAAAUUGUGCAGUCCUAGUUUAAGCUGAGAGGUGAAUUCUUUACUUAAUGUCAGAAGAUUUCUACCACUCUGGUCUCAAAGUGAUGGCCAGUGGUCACUGUGGCAACGGCUGCACGCAUCAUUGCCAAAUAAUCACUCUGGAAAACUUGUUCCAGGAACAGUUGUCACAUUGUCACUCACAGUGCGCGCUGAAAAAAUGGACGGUUGAUUACUUCUUUUACAAUUGUAGAGCUGUAUCCUGCUCAAUGAUACUUUGUUUUCCAAAAGGAUAUAAAAUGACACUAUUAUGAGGCUUAAAACACCACAGUACACCCACAGCCGUGACACUAGAUUUAAGGGCAUUGCAUGUUCAAGCCCUUAAUUUUAGCAUUUCGGCAGGUCACGAUUCACACCCACUUCUCAAAUUUAUCAGUCUAAAUCUAGAGUAAACAAGUAUCUAUUGUUUGUCACAUAUAUUGUGCAGCUGAGGCUGUUUUCUCAGAUCUGAUACUCAUGCUGGCACUGAGAUUUUCCAGCAGAGCUCAAUUUUGCAGAUGGUAAAAUGAAAAAUUAAAGAGGAGAUGAAGAUCAUCUGUGAUUUUGGAUAUUUGUGUCUAUCAUUUGCAUCAUUGUUGUUUAAUAUAAGGGAAGGUAAUUUAAGAAUUAUUUCAUGCUGUAAAUGCCUUGUUUUCAUAUCUAUCUCCCUAAAAAACAAGAUGUUUUAGCGCUUUAUCUGUAGUUUUUGGUAGUGGCUGCUGUAAAAUACUAUAUGUGUGAAUAUGGAUUGUGAUGUGACAUUUUAAACACUCAAACACUUCAGUGGAUGAAAUGUACAGCUGUUGUGAUGUAAGCAAAAAGUGUGUGGUGGUAACAUUUGCUCAUUAUUAGUCUUUAAAUUGUCUUUCUUGCUGCUUUGUAUUUGUAUUUUGUACAGUUGUUGUUUAAAAUAAACUGAUAGUAGAUGAUUAGGAAA